AUGUUUCCAUCAAGCCAUCGAAUAACAGGGCGCCCGCGAAAAAUCUUGAUUCGAAUCGAUUACGAGAUCGACGAAGGCACUCCCGCAACAGCCACGGCAAUCAUUUCGAUAAGCCCCUACAAGACGCUCGAAGAAAUGAUAGAUGAGGUCGAGGAUAUUAUCAACAAGAAUCGCUUUUGGGUUCAGUGCGUGGGGAGAGAUCCAUCUUGGGCGCCGGGUCAAGAGGCGGAUCGGAAGGGGAAGGGGAAGGCGAGAGAGGGAGAUGAGAAAGAGGUGGUGUUGAAGGGGUAUUGGGAAUUCUCUCCAGUGUUGGCGAUGUGUUGCGAAGAUGGGGCUUCUAAUCAGGUACAAGUCAAGCUGAAAAGUGAUGAAGAUGUUUCUGCUGCUUAUGGGUUGUUGGAGUCGAUGAAGUGGAAUGGUUAUUUCGUCUUGACUACUGCCCGGAGGCCGGAAAGAUCCUCGUCGGAUAGUCCAGAACAUCUGGAGGUGUACGAUGAUGCGCCUGAAAAUCCUCAAGAUUGA
Molecule: messenger RNA, 522 nt
Organism: Mollisia scopiformis
Lineage: Eukaryota; Fungi; Ascomycota; Leotiomycetes; Helotiales; Mollisiaceae
Exons: 1
Coding region: 1-522 (173 amino acids)
Source: RefSeq, a predicted model, not a curated record